GGCGCGCGCGGGGAAUGGAACGUUCCCCGGGAAUCGAAGGGUCACGAGACCCGGCGGGCGGCUUUGCCCUCUGCAAGGCUCGGCUGCAGCCGCCCGGCCAGUGUGCCUCCUUGCAAGCGGCAUGGCAGCUGCAGCGGGGAAGGCCCUCUCGCCCCCCUAUCCGCACCAGGGACCCGUCGGCGAAAGCGGCUUGGGCAGAGUCAGCUUCCUGGGGGCUCGGCUGCCGCCAGAGGUGGAAGCGAUGGCUAGGAGCUUGCGGGAGCUGGACAAGGAGACCUUCCGGAAACUCCUCAAAGUCGCCGUCAGUGCGCUGGAAGGAAGAGACUGCAGAGAGGCCGUCCGGGCGAUUGCCGAGAGCGCCAGCCUGCCGGACGCACAGCUCGCCGUCCUCGUCUCGGGCAUGUAUCUGCUGCUCCGAGAGGCCUUGAGGCUUCCCACGGCUUCUCUGAAGCAAGAAGUUUUCAAAGAAGAUCUAAAAGAGCUUAGGAGCCAAUCAAAAAAUUUAGGAGCCAGGCAAUGGACACUUGACAAAAUUACCAGACUUAGUGAUGGACGUUGUAGAAGGAUUCCUGAAGAUUUUAUCGUGGACUUUGCCACCGUGGCCUUUGGAAAUAGACGGCCUGUUCUUGAAGCCACCAUUCAGCAGCGGGCCAAUAAACUGCCAAGAAUUGAAGAUUUCAAGUGGAGAGUGGAUGUGGCCAUUUCCACCAGCUCAUUGGCCCGUGCCUUGCAACCAUCCAUCCUAAUGCAGAUGAAACUCUCAGAUGGGACGGCUCAUCGCCUUGAAGUGCCAGCUGCAAAAUUUCAAGAACUGAGAUAUAAUGUUGCCCUGAUCCUGAAGGAGAUGAAUGACCUGGAGAAAAGGAGCGUCUUGAAGAUCCAGGACUGAAUACUUUCUGAUAAAUGUAUUUAGAGCUCCCAAAAAGGAACCUCCUGUUUUGUAAUUGCUUGCACUGUAAUAUGGCCUUUCAGAUACUUCCUGUAAAUAUUUCUCAGUUCAUGUCUGAAAGCUGCUGUUGGAAGUGUGUAUGUGUUUACCCGAGUUUGUUUGUAUAAAUUUAAAGUGGCAUUA
Messenger RNA from Hemicordylus capensis (graceful crag lizard), 1072 nucleotides. RefSeq names its product COMM domain containing 5 (gene COMMD5). The transcript has 8 exons. NCBI's taxonomy places the organism in Eukaryota, Metazoa, Chordata, Lepidosauria, Squamata, Cordylidae. Gene Ontology annotation, cellular component: nucleus. The record is from RefSeq and is a predicted model, not a curated record. Bases 122 to 889 code for a protein of 255 amino acids.